This is a messenger RNA of Acanthochromis polyacanthus (spiny chromis), 6237 nucleotides long. RefSeq names its product protein kinase cGMP-dependent 3 (gene prkg3). Gene Ontology annotation, molecular function: ATP binding; cGMP-dependent protein kinase activity. The transcript has 22 exons. Gene Ontology annotation, biological process: protein phosphorylation. Lineage: Eukaryota; Metazoa; Chordata; Actinopteri; Pomacentridae. Bases 3653 to 5692 code for a protein of 679 amino acids. The record is from RefSeq and is a predicted model, not a curated record.
CGCCCCGCCCCGCCCCGCCCCGCCCCGUCGGACGUUUUGGUGCGGAACGAAUAUUUGGAUAUUCGUCUUUAAUAGUGCCCCGAAUAUCCAGAGACCAGAAACCACUAUUCGAGCCAGCCCUAGAAGCCACUGACAUUAUAGCAGUAGAACAGCACUUCACAAGAAUGCAUUGCUUAGCUUUGCAUGCUGUUACCCCAACACAGAAGUCCUGAGUCUUCCUCACGUUUGCAGGGAGAUGACCAACUGUAUUGUGCAAUUCUGCUGAUCUACCUCAUCAUCUCAGGUUCACUUUAAAUAAGCAAUCGAAGAAGUAGAAGAAAAAGAAAUUAAGCUGUGGAAGCUAUAUUCCAUGUAUUUUAGAGAUCUUGGAGCAUCUGAAGAGCUCAAGACACAAUAAGAAAAUAUAGAAUUUUUAAAUUAUUUAUCCCAAAAAAAUCUAAACUGCUUCUAAAUGUAUUUUUUCCCCACAUUAUCCAGCCGUCCCAGCUGCACAUGAAGCACUGUAGUGUGUUUAGAAAACAAAACUCAUUCCUCAAACACGACACCUUUUUGCUAUUUAAAAAAAAAGAACCAUUGAACUGAAUGUAAACACUAGAGCAGUAAUAUUGUUGUUGUCCUCUUGAUAAAAGUGUGCUUUUUCUUUUGCCUCAUGCACCUCUUUGGUUUUGCCAGGUAUGUUUUCCUUGAGGUGUGUAACUCAAAGGUCACCCAAGUUGAAGCCUUGCAUGCUUUUGCAGUAUGCUUCAGUGAAAACAGCACAUCAGAGGUAAAUACGCUGACAAAAAAACAAACUGCAAUGCUUACUGUGGUACUUCAGAUGUUUGUAAAAAAAAAAAGAAGUCAUAUCUGUUGUUUUUUAAUUUAUCAACAUCUGCCUUUUUUUUGUCAUCUCCGCACAAUUUUCGGGAACAGAUGAAGGAAUGUUUAUCAUGUCAAGAUUGUAGCUACUUGAUAAUAUUUUAUUGUGUUAACAGGAAUUUGACUUGAAUUUAAUCACACUUUGCAUGGUCAAUUAGAAAAUAGUGAAAUUAUGUGAAUGCUCGAAAGCAGAGGUGUCAAACUCAUCUUAGUUCAGGUUCCACAUUCAGCCCAGUUUGAUAUCUAGUGGGUUAGACCAGUAAAAUCACAGAAUGAUAACCUAUAAAUAAAUAACCACAACUCCAAAUGUUCCUUUGUUUUAGUGCAAAAAAGUACGUUCUUAAAAUGUAGGGAAUUAUCUUUUUGCAAAACCUGAAAAACCUCAAAUUUCUGAAGAAAAAUAAGUUCAAUUUCAACAGCGUUAUGCCUCAGUUUGGCGUUUACACAUUAGAACGUAUAGAUCACAGUUUAUCUACUAAGGAACAAAACAUUUAGUCACAGGUAUCUGGAACUGAGCGAUACAGUAUUUUAUUUUAUGAUCAAAGUGACAAAAAUCUGACCAAAAAACAACAAAAACAAGACAAAAUGUUACAAAAAUGAGACACAAAACAAGAAACAAAAUUACCAAAAAAUUUAGACAAACGAAAUGAAACAAAACAAAAAAUUUACAAAAAAUUAGACAACGGAGUUACAAAGUGACAAAAAAAGAUGAAAUGUCACAAAAAUGAGGCACAAAAUGACAAAAAAAAAUUUGACAAAUGACAUGAAACAAACCAAAAAAUUUCAUCGUUACAAAGCGACAAAAAAUGGACAAAAAAACAACAAAAACAAGACAAAGUAAUACAAAAAUGAGAGACAGCAUGUUAAAAAUGGAGAAACAGCACAUGUGAGACAAAAAAGACACAAAACAAGACGAUAAAACAACGAAUACGGUGAAACAAAAUGACAGAAGUAAGACAAAAACACAAGUGAGACAAAAAGCAAAGACAAAUCGACAAAAACGAGAAACAAAACGACAAAAGCAUGAGACAAACAGCAAAAGUCAGACAAAAAACAAGGCAAAAAUAUUAUCCAAACGAGGCACAAAACGACAAAACAACAAUGAGCAAUCUAGUAUUUUACUGAAUGAUCAAAAAAAACUUGACACCCUGCUGUAAAGCUUCUAAUCCAGCUCUUUUUUUUUUUUGGUCAUCUGUGCACAUUGUUUAGGGAACAGAUGAAGGAAUGUUCAUCCUAUCCAGACUGUAGCUGCUUCAUAAUAGUUUAUUGUGUUUGCAGGAGUUUGACUUGAAUUUAAUGACAGAUUUUGAGUGUUUCACAAGAACCAGGUCAGUAUGAUGAACCUGUUUUAUGGUGCUAUUACCAAGUAUUAAUUUAAAAUUCAUGUGGAUUUUUUUAGCAGAAGCUACAGUUUUAAUUGACUCUAAGUGGCUCCCCAUUACGAGUCAAUUGAUAGAAUUUUUUAAAGAUUAUAGCAGCUGACGUGGCUAAUGUUGGCUUUUAAUUAGCUGCAUGACUUUUCAGUACAAUCAGCUGUUUGUUGACCACGUUCACAUGCCUUUAGUUGCUCUGUCGGCUGACGUUUUUGUAAUCACGGUGUUUUUGCAAACAUCAAAUCAAGGUUGCAAUAGUUGGGCAUUAUUCAUUGUAUUUUUUGGUCGUGCUUUAUUUAAUUGCACUUGAAUUAAAGAAUGACAAUAAUAUAACUUAAAAUUUCUGCUGGUGGUUUUGUAUCUUGAGUAAAACAUCCGCGCAGAUCCACAUGAACUCAGUGACACCAGGCCGUGAUCUGUAGCUACGCACGGAUCACUGUUUUGUUCCUUAAUGGAAAAAUGCCACGACACCUCCUGCCAUUGAGUCCGAGUGAAAAUCGGAGGGGUCCUUUUUUAUCUCGGAGCGGUGGGGCCAUUAAUGUCGCUGAUUAACCAGGAAGAUAUCAAUAAUUAACCGUGAACAAUAAAAGCCCACGCCCUCUGUCACAAUUCUAACCCUCAAACCUCAUUUACAUUCCUUUGCGGCCUGGAAAGCAUUCAGUGGGGAAAAAAUAGAAACCUGCAUUUUCCGACUCGGGUAGAUAGAAUCUGUGAGUCGACUUGGUUGCCCUCGAUAACUCCAAAUAGCUGUUGUGUGAAUGCAGAGGAAAGAAUGUGGGUGUUUUCGUCAGUUUACAGACAUUUAAAGGUGGAAAAAUUCACAAAUCUCUCUCAAAAAAACAUGCCCAUGAAAUAUGGAUAGAAGUAAUGUCAUCCUGCUGGGGCAAAAAUAUGAAGUCAGUGUGAGUAAAAAGCCCACACCGAGCACGAUUUAUACAGGUUUCUCCCCACUCCAUCCUGGAUUCAUCUACCUGGUGUGAAGGGAGGAGCCUCAGGUGAUGGUUAAUGAUUCAACACAGCUGCUGAGAUUGACAGAUACAGAAAGAGGAAGGAGGAAAGAUUGAGAGAGAGAGAGAGAGAGAGGGAGUUAGAGCUGGAGAGAAGUAAAAAUAGUAAACCUGAAGACAUGGCAGUGUAAGAGGAGAAAGUGUGCAGCAGCAGGAGAAGAAGGAGAAGAAAAAGCAGCAGCAGAAGAAGUAAUAGAGAGGUUGCAGGGUGCAUGUUUUGUGUCUGCUCGGGUGUUUCCAGACCGUCUGCGGGUCAAGCAGAAAUUAAACGCAAAGCGAAUACUUCUCUACAACUGGAAGUGGAUAUUGUGAGCAGCUUAGGGUGAUUUUUUAUUUUUUAUUUUUUGCUUCCUGUGAUCCAUGCGGCCUUAAUAAGCUGGACUCUUCUCUCCUGAUCACACACUGCCUGCAGCUAUGGAGAAGCAACUGGAAGAGCUGAAGCAGCAGCUGGAGAAGCAAUGUCUGAUCAACCAGGAGCUGCAGAGGCAAAACAAAGACCUGCAGCAGCGACUGCAGGAAAAAGAAAAACUUCUGCAAGAGCUGCACAGCCAAUAUCAUGAUCUGGAGUUUCCUUCUCAGAGCGGCAAUGAGAUUGAACCGGAGGUCAGGAAAAGCCGAGCUGCUGUCAUUGCCCCUGAACCAAUCCCCGAGACCCUGGAGAUUACACGCACCAGGGUCAAGAAGACUGUCAGCGAGACGAGUCUGAUCGUCAAAGCGAUCCAGAAGAACGAUUUCCUGAGCCGCCUGGACGAUGAGCAGAUAGCCAUGAUGGUGGAUCUUCUAGUGGUUUCCAACUCCAAACCCGGAGACGAAAUCAUUAAAGAAGGUUCUGAAGGAGACACAAUGUACAUAGUGGCAGCUGGUGAGCUCCUCGUCACGCAGGCAGGCCGGGAUCUACGAACUCUAACCAGUGGUGAUAUUUUCGGAGAGUUGGCCAUUUUGUACAACUGCAAACGGACAGCAACAGUCAAAGCAAAGACAGCGGUGCAUCUGUGGUUCAUGGAGCGACAAACCUACAGAACCAUCAUCACCAACAAAUCCAAGAAGAAACGAGAGCAACUCAUGGGCUUCCUGAAGACGUCUCGCACCCUGAAGGACCUGAAUGACGUCCAGUUGUCCAAAAUCAUUGACUCCAUGGAGGAGGUGAAGUACCAGGACAAAGACGUCAUAGUUCGAGAAGGAACAGAAGCAGACACCUUCUACAUCAUCCUCAAAGGAGAGGUCCUGGUGACGAAGAACGUGAACGGGCAUCAGAAGCAGAUUCGCAGGAUGGGAAAAGGGGAGCAUUUCGGGGAACAGGCCCUCAUACGGGAGGUCUUGAGAACUGCUACCUGUGCUGCUGAUGGCCCUGUCACCUGCUUCUCCAUCGACAAGGAGGUGUUUGAAGAGACGAUCCCCAUUGAGCACCUGGAGCUGUUUGAUGACUCUAAAGUGAUGCAGGAGGCUCAAGCUCCAGAAAAAUCAAGUCCUAUCUCCACUCUGAGGUUUAAGGAUCUGGUUCCUGUCUUAUAUCAAGAGGGUCGCUACCAAGGAGACCCUGUCACACUUGGAGUUGGAGGAUUUGGUCGCGUGGAGCUGCUGACCACUGUGAAUCAUGGGAAAUAUUACGCCAUGAAGCGAGUCAGCAAGAAGCACAUUGUCGCUAAAAGACAGGAGGAGCACAUGCUGUUUGAGAAGAAGAUCCUCAAAGCUAUCCAGUGCGAGUUCAUUGUGAGACUUCACGGAGCUUUCAAAGACACACGAUACAUCUACAUGGUCAUGGAGUUCUGUGGCGGCGGAGAGAUCUGGACCAAACUCAAAGAAGUCGGACGUUUUGACGAGAACAUCGCCGUGUUCUGCACUGCCUGUGUGGUGGAGGCCUACGCUUACCUCCACAAGAAGAGCAUCAUGUACAGAGACCUGAAGCCCGAGAACCUGAUGCUGGACGUGAAGGGCUACAUCAAACUGGUUGACUUUGGUUUUGCUAAGGAGUUGGUACGCGGUGAGAAAACCUACUCAUUUGUUGGUACUCCUGAGUACAUGGCACCAGAGAUCAUCAAGAACCAGGGACAUGACUUCGCAGUCGACUUUUGGUCUCUUGGCAUCCUGAUCUUUGAGCUAUUGGUCGGAAGCCCUCCCUUUUCCAGCUCAGAGCCCCAGAAGAUUUAUGCCAAAAUCCUGGACGGGGUGCUCAAGUACCCACCUUACUUGAGUGAAGCAUCCAAGUCCAUAAUCAGUAAACUGUGCAGGAACCGGCCGGGUCAGAGGUUAGGAAACACCAAGAACGGAAUCAAAGAUGUCCGGCAUCACAGGUGGUUCAGCAGCAUCAACUGGCACAAGCUGCGAAUGUGUCAGCUGGACGCCCCCACAGUUCGGCUCAUCCGCAAGGGUCCCUGCUACAUCAACUUCGAUCGAUUCCCUCACGACCAGACGAUAGCAGACGAGGAUUUCUCUGACUGGGAUCGUGACUUCUGAUUCUGACGUCUCCAGAAAAGGAUCCAAGGCCACAACAGCUGCUUAUAUCACAUAAAUAUGGAGCCGAAACAGGGUUAACGCCACAUGAUAGUAGAAGGAGCUUCUUAAAUGAAAAGAAAACAAUCGAUUUUAUACCGAUCUGAUUUUUAAAUCUGCACCUGGAGCUACAGGGAAUCAGCAGUUCCUAAAUAUGUAUUGAGGUUCUUCUGGUGCAAAACUGAAACGACCAUGUGGGCGGAAAAGGGCCAAAAAUAUGUGUGUGAAGACGAGAUGUUCUGUUUCCAGAUUCAGUGCAAAGGAGAUUCGGUGCUUAAUAACAUUCAUGUAUAUAACACUAAUUAGAAUAUAACCACCCGUCCAACUGCUAAUAAAGGCUUGGUCUUACAAAACGCCAGCUCAGAUCAGCACUGAUGUCAUCACUAGUCUACUUGUCGACCAUGUUUAUUGUUCUUUUAGAUCUGUGUUGUUUCAGAGAUAAAAUGUGCUUAUCUGCUCUUAGCUAAGCUGUCUAACGCUUUAACAUUGAUAAAGUUCUUUGCUAUAGA